Pteropus alecto (black flying fox) is the source of this 1921-nucleotide messenger RNA. RefSeq names its product presenilin 2 (gene PSEN2). The record is from RefSeq and is a predicted model, not a curated record. Gene Ontology annotation, biological process: calcium ion transport; amyloid-beta metabolic process; amyloid precursor protein catabolic process. Gene Ontology annotation, cellular component: ciliary rootlet; membrane raft; apical plasma membrane. Gene Ontology annotation, molecular function: aspartic endopeptidase activity, intramembrane cleaving. Bases 353 to 1921 code for a protein of 522 amino acids. Lineage: Eukaryota; Metazoa; Chordata; Mammalia; Chiroptera; Pteropodidae. The transcript is spliced from 12 exons.
GUCGGCGGUGGGCGCGGUGCGAGCUGUUAAAGGGCCAGGGCAUUUAAAGGAGCAGGGCACGUGGUGAUCGAGGGACGUUUGUGGACAGGGACGUUUGUUUUCCUCUCCUGGCCGGGAUCUUGGCGCCCAGACCGGUCGGCCUGUGGCACCGGGCCCUGGGCACAGCUUUGCAGGGGCAGGAGGGGAGACGUGGGCGAAGAACUGAGCCAUAGGUCAAGGCCUGGAGCAGGGGAGAUUUCGUGAUCAGCGGUUGUUGGGCUGUUUUUUCAGGCAUUUACAGUUGUGGGGACUCACCCGGGAUCAAGCUUUGGAAGCGGAAGGAACGUGAAACAGUGCUCCCAGCGGCAGGGCCAUGUUCACGUUCAUGGCCUCCGACAGUGAGGAGGAAGUGUGCGGCGAGCGGACCUCCCUGAUGUCAGCCGAGAGCCCCACGCCACGCGCCCGCCCAGAAGGCAGGCCGGCCCCGGAGGACAGGGGCGCUGCCGCCCAGCGGAGAAGCCAGGACAGCGAGGAGGACCACGAGGAGGACGCUGACCGCUACGUCUGCAGUGGGGUCCCCGGGCGACCACCGGGCCUGGAGGAGGAACUGACUCUCAAGUAUGGGGCGAAGCACGUGAUCAUGCUGUUUGUGCCUGUCACGCUGUGCAUGGUCGUGGUGGUGGCUACCAUCAAGUCCGUGCGCUUCUACACGGAGAAGAAUGGACAGCUCAUCUACACGCCAUUCACCGAGGACACGCCCUCGGUGGGCCAGCGCCUCCUCAACUCUGUGCUCAACACGCUCAUCAUGAUCAGCGUCAUUGUGGUCAUGAUCUUCCUGUUUAUCCAUGGUUGGUUGAUCAUGUCCUCUCUGAUGCUGCUGUUCCUCUUCACCUAUAUCUACCUCGGGGAAGUGUUCAAGACCUACAACGUGGCCAUGGACUACCCCACCCUGUUCCUGACCGUCUGGAACUUCGGGGCGGUGGGCAUGGUGUGCAUCCACUGGAAGGGCCCCCUGGUGCUGCAGCAGGCCUACCUCAUCAUGAUCAGCGCGCUCAUGGCCUUGGUGUUCAUCAAGUACCUCCCGGAGUGGUCCGCGUGGGUCAUCCUGGGCGCCAUCUCUGUGUACGACCUCGUGGCUGUGCUGUGCCCCAAGGGGCCGCUGAGAAUGCUGGUGGAGACCGCCCAGGAGAGAAACGAGCCCAUCUUCCCUGCGCUGAUAUACUCAUCCGCCAUGGUGUGGACGGUGGGCAUGGCCAAGCUGGACCCCUCGUCUCAGGGAGCCCUUCAGCUCCCCUACAACCCGGAGAUGGAAGAAGACUCCUAUGACAGUUUUGGGGAGCCCUCAUACCCUGAAGUCUUCGAACCCCCCCUGCCCGGCUACCCAGGGGAGGAGCUGGAGGAAGAGGAGGAAAGUAAGGUGCCCGUGUCCAGAUGGUCCGCGUGGGCCCGGGGGUGGGAGUGGAGGGUCCGGGUCGGGGGAGGCAUGAGGGAAAAGGCCCUUCCGCAUCAGAGAUGGCGAUGCGCAACAUCCACCGGUUGCAAGGAGAAUCCCUUGGAACAGGACUCAAGCUCGGUGAGCCAGCGCAGAGCAGGUCUGGUCCUCCUGGAGCUUGGCUGUCUGACCACCGAGGAGACGCAGGUCCUGUGCUCACACUUCAAACUGGUAGCUGUGUCUCCUUGUUCCGGAAAUAACGUGAGUCCUGUGAAGCUGGCGGUUUAUCAUAUCUUGGGAUGCUCCUUCCUAAAUCUUGGCACGCUCUUGACUGGCUACCAGGUCCAGACCCAGACUCCCGAGGACAAUAUCUUGGGAUGCUCCUUCCUAAAUCUUGGCACGCUCUUGACUGGCUACCAGGUCCAGACCCAGACUCCCGAGGACAGUGAGCUUCCGCUCACUUCUACCUUACAAACAGAAUUUGCUUGUGCAGAAUUUGAUCCAAAAUAG